Molecule: messenger RNA, 2045 nt
Organism: Orcinus orca (killer whale)
Lineage: Eukaryota; Metazoa; Chordata; Mammalia; Artiodactyla; Delphinidae
Gene: TMEM240
Product: transmembrane protein 240
Exons: 4
Coding region: 158-1516 (452 amino acids)
Source: RefSeq, a predicted model, not a curated record
CCCGUCCACGGGGACUCUGGAGGGAUGUGGCACCUGCUCCCUGGGCGGGGACCGCUCUUGCCUGGUGACCCCUCCUGGUCUCCGUGGCACAGAGGUGUUCCGGGGACUCCUCUGUGGGCAGUGCUGUCCCCCUGCCUGUGGAUGGUGGGCUGGCUCAAUGACCCCUUCCCAGCCCCCAGCAACAUGGGGCAGCCACAUCAGGGCUACGACGCGGGCCUCUGAGCUUCGUGGCCCACCCCUGAGGAGAGCCGGGGCUGAGGCUGGCCCUGCCCCCGCAGUAGGGGAUCCUUUAGCCUUUGUUGGGCCCCAUCCUUGUGCCAUGUGGCCAUGGCUCCGGAGUGACCUCCCUGGCAGGGACCCUGCGGCCCCUCCGCUAAAGGCAGCCUCUUGCCGGAGGAGGCUGGGUGCUGACCAGUCUGCCCGCAGCCCCUCACCCGGCGACCCCGGGCGGGCGGGGAGGAGGGGCCUCCAGCUGAGAAGUGGGGAGGAGGAGAGCGGAAGGAAGCCCGGGGCCUCUCCGGGAUCGCCCCGGCGGGUCGGGACGGGACGCGGCCCGUGGUCCAGGGGCGCUGGGCAGGCAGCCAGGGCCGGCACUGGCCAGAUGGGGGCGAGCGGGCCCUGCGGCCCCCGGGGAGGGGUCCGGCCGGCGUCGCAGGGGCGAGCGGCCGCGGGCGGCGAGGUCCCUCCCGGGAGGCGGGCGCGGGGGAGGCCGCGGGGGGAGGGGGCCGGAGCCGCGCCGCGCGCAGAGCGGGAGGCAGAGCCGAGGGCGGAGCGGAGCGCGGCGGGCGCGGCGAGCGCGCGGGCCGGGCGGCCGAGGACCCCGGGAGCGCCGCGUCCCCUGCCCCGCGCCGGCCCCGCGCCUCCUCCCCGGCCGGCGGCGGUGGGUGCGCGGCGGGCUGACCUCUGCAGAGGCGGCGGGGGCUCAGCAUCGGGCCGGGGCCGGGGGGGCGCCGGGGCCGGGGGGCGGCGCUCCGGCCCGGCCCGGCCCCGCCCGAUGUCCAUGAGCGCCAACACCAUGAUCUUCAUGAUUCUGGGGGCGUCGAUCGUGAUGGCCAUCGCGUGCUUGAUGGACAUGAACGCGCUGCUGGACCGAUUCCACAACUACAUCCUCCCGCACCUGCGGGGCGAGGACCGCGUCUGCCACUGCAACUGUGGCCGGCACCACGUCCACUACGUGAUCCCGUACGACGGGGACCAGUCUGUGGUGGACGCCUCCGAGAACUACUUCGUGACAGACAACGUCACCAAGCAGGAGAUCGACCUCAUGCUGGGGCUGCUGCUCGGCUUCUGCAUCAGCUGGUUCCUGGUGUGGAUGGACGGCGUCCUGCACUGCGCCGUGCGCGCCUGGAGGGCGGGCCGGCGCUACGACGGCUCGUGGACCUGGCUGCCCAAGCUGUGCAGCCUGCGGGAGCUGGGCCGGCGGCCACACAGGCCGUUCGAGGAGGCGGCCGGGAACAUGGUGCAUGUGAAGCAGAAACUCUACCACAACGGUCACCCGAGCCCGCGGCACCUCUGAGCCGCGCGCAGGACUCGCGGGGCCGCCGGCCACCGCGCCCACGCUCACGGGACUGGACGGCCGGCCCGGGCCAGGGCGCCCGCGGCCGUCGGGCGCGUCCGGCGGAAGGUGCUGUCUCCUCUUCUUUUUAUAAAGGGGGUCGGGGUGGGGCCGGGGCGGGGGCGCGGGGACAGCGGCACCGGGGGCGCGGGUGGGACCGCCCGCCCAGCCCAGGACCACGUCCGCCGCUGGAAACCGGCGGCUUCCUGUGCGCCCGCGUCUGUCUCUCCGUCCGUCCGUCUGGUUUCCGGAGCCGGAGCCAGUUCUGCCGGAGGCGAGCACGGCCGGGAGCCGGGUGCGCCCACGUCUGCACACGGGGGCACGUGCAUGAGGCGUGUGCGCCCGCGGCCCGCAGUGGGGGCGCGGGCAGGGGUCCGGGGGAGGCCCGGGCCCAGCAAUAAGGCUUCUGAGCCCCGCGGCGGCAGCCCGGGUCGGGCGCCUCACUGUGACUCCCACCCCUGCUGGUCAGUAAAUUCUCUAGAAAGCUCCA